AUGCCCGCUCUCCAGUCCGGCCUUGUUCUCGUCACUGGCGGUGCUGGCUACCUCGGUACCCACGCCGUGCGCCAGCUCCUCGACGAGGGCUACAAGGUCCGCGCAACUGUGCGCUCGCGCGCGCGCGCCGACCGCAUGAAGGACGCCUUUGGCGGCAAGGUCGAGACCAUGAUCGUUGAGGACUUCAUCAAGUUGACGCCCCAGACCGGUGCCUACGACAAGGCCGUCGUUGGCGUCGAUGCCGUGGUCAACUUUGCCGCCCCGGCCGAGCUCGACCAGAAGGGCGACCCCAAGCUCAUCAUCGACCCGGCCGUGCACAGCAUCGAGCGCCUCAUGUCCGCCAUCCACGCCCAUGCCCCGCAGUGCAAGCGCGUCAUCCACAUCAGCUCCACUGGCGCCAUUGCGCAGGAGCCGUCGAACAUGAUGGGCCCCAAGACGUGGACUGAGAAUGACUGGAACAACAUCGCGGUGGAGAACUGUAAAUCCAAGGGCGCUUCGGCUUCCGGUUACGACAAGUACAGCGCCAGCAAGGUCCUCGCUGAGCGCAAGUUCUGGGAGCACUUUGAGCAAACGCGCAAGUACGACGCCGUCGCUCUCCUCCCCUCCAUGGUCCUUGGUGCACCCAUGCAGGCCGCUGGCGAACUGAAGCACCACCCUGUUCUUAACAUGUGCAAGCCCUUCACCCACCCUGGUGUCACCGAGGCCCAGAUUGAGAAGCAGUGGUACAACGUCGUCGACGUCCGUGACGUCGCCAUGUCCUGUAUCCACGCCCUCCGCACCCCGGAAGCAUCGGGCCAGCGCUUCAUCCUCGCCUCGUGUGCCAUGUGGGGCAACGACCUUGCCCUUUCGGCGAUGCACAUCUACCCGGACCGCAAGCUCACCCCCGGCAAGUCGGACGCCAAGUUCCGCUCCGGCCUCGAGGCCAAGGCCAUCACGUUCAACAGCCACAAGGCCCAGAGCGUCUUCAAGUUUUCGUUCCAUGGCAAGGACCAGACCCUCGACGACACGUUCGAGUGGCUCGCUGAGGAGUUCUAA
This is a messenger RNA of Apiotrichum porosum, 1035 nucleotides long. RefSeq names its product methylglyoxal reductase (NADPH-dependent) gre2. NCBI's taxonomy places the organism in Eukaryota, Fungi, Basidiomycota, Tremellomycetes, Trichosporonales, Trichosporonaceae. The coding region runs from base 1 to 1035 and encodes 344 amino acids. Gene Ontology annotation, molecular function: oxidoreductase activity, acting on the CH-OH group of donors, NAD or NADP as acceptor. The transcript is spliced from 7 exons. The record is from RefSeq and is a predicted model, not a curated record.